Molecule: messenger RNA, 835 nt
Organism: Nanorana parkeri
Lineage: Eukaryota; Metazoa; Chordata; Amphibia; Anura; Dicroglossidae
Gene: PEMT
Product: phosphatidylethanolamine N-methyltransferase
Exons: 7
Coding region: 199-789 (196 amino acids)
Biological process (GO): phosphatidylcholine biosynthetic process
Molecular function (GO): phosphatidylethanolamine N-methyltransferase activity
Source: RefSeq, a predicted model, not a curated record
UGUAUGGGAUUGUCUGCAUGCAUGUGGCUCCAGGCUGUCAUGGACUUUUGCUCUGUGAUGUCAGUGAUGUCCUGAUCACUGCUGCCCGUCCAAGUGAUAAGCACACAGGCAGGGCUGGCCCAGUCAGAGGCUCCUGCACAGUGGGACUGCUGUGGAGGGCUCAAUAAUUUGGAUUAUUCCAAGAUUGACGUCUCCAUCAUGGCCGACUUGUCUCAGUAUGUGGACCUGAAAGAGUACAACUUCGUGUUUGCUGCAGCCUGCAUAAUAUUCAACCCGCUCUUCUGGAACGUGGUGGCGAGAUGGGAGUACAGGACGCACGCCCUUUCCAGGCUUUUCAGGUCUUCGUAUAUUGGCUGCUACAGUCUAGGAGCCGUUAUUAUAUCCCUCGCGCUCUACAGAAGUCACUGCUUUACAGAAGCCAUGGCCUUCCAACCCCAGUCCGAGAUCCUGAAAAGGCGCGAGUUUUAUUACAUGGGGGCGGCUCUAGUUGCCGUGGGCGGUGUUCUCGUCAUUUCAAGCUUCCUGGCGUUAGGAUUUGUCGGGACAUAUUUAGGAGAUUACUUUGGAAUCUUAAUGGAUAAGAAAGUCACCGGCUUCCCGUUCAAUGUCAUUGAAAAUCCAAUGUACUGGGGCAGCACAGCAAAUUACCUGGGGCUAGCUUUGAUGAACUCCAGCCCGGCAGGUCUCGUUCUCACAGCGGUGGUUGCCGUUUGCUACAAAAUCGCCAUCUUGUUUGAAGGUCCAUUUACGGAGGAAAUUUACAGGACGAAAGAGAAAUCCAAGAAGUGAAUUAUCGGACUGAAAUCGCCAUCUCCGCAGACGAAGUCAUUCCAGC